UUAUAUAACUAUUUUCCACCCCAAAUAUCCAACUACACGAGAACAAGUUGCGUAGGGGCUACAUGCAUAUGAAUGAAAAUAUUAAGCUAUUUUUUGUAUUUUCCCUAUCAAGGUCUGUUUUGAGAGUCUCCGUCCACUUUUAAAUAUGAUACAAGGUAAGAGUGUCGGUAAAGCACUGCCACUGCACUGGAGGCUCACUGGUUGUACAUCCCACAUUUCAUGCCCAAAGGCAAACAAAGUUGUCAUCGGAGCUAAGGUAUAAUUCCGUUCCAUUUGGGUUAUGACUUAUGUGUCAAACUGCGCCGUGUCAGAGAUCGAGGCGUUGGGGAUCCUGUGUUUUGGUGGUAUUGAGUAGAAACUGCAAAUACGGUAUACUGUACUGUACUGUUACUGUAAUGUUGCGUCCGGGCGAAACAGUGACUCAGACGCGGUUUUCUGUACAUCCGAGCUCGUACACGGAACAAACUAAGGGACACAGUAUGUGACAGAAGAAACACGGAGACGUAGCGCUCUGAGGACAUCAACGGAAGGACGGGACUUCGGACACUCGGGCGAAACAACUUGGGACAGGACUGAAGCAGCUGAUAGGAAGGAAUAGAGCGGGAGUGACGGGAUCAGUCAAGAGAGGAUCCGCAUGAUGGAGGAUCCGCAUGAACAAAACCAGGACGGAAACAUGUGGAAACAGGAGCAGGAUCAGAGAUCCAAGGAAAAGGAGCUGUUCAAGGCCCUCGAACAAUGGAAGGAUGAAGAAAAGGAAAGGCAAAAGGCACAAAUGGAAGAAAUGAGACACAUGAUGCUGAAGGAAUUCAACAAGCUGUCCAAUAUGAUUGAUCUUCUUCAGGAUUUCCUAUUUUACUUGAACAGACUGCACUCCAGUGCCUAUAUUGAGGAGGAGAGGAACCGCAAAGUGGACAAGCUGGAGCGGGAGCUGCAGGAGCAAAAGGAACUGAUAUUAUUUCAGAGGGAGCAGAUGAAGAAGUUUACCUCAGGUCCAUCUGAGCAAGGGAACAAGAGUACAGAGAAGAAUGUGGAGGCAAAAAACCAGAAAUGUGCUUUGAGAAGAAACCACAUCCUCAAGGAGAUGGGACUGCUGUUGUUGCAGGCUUAUCUUAUGGAGCUGGAACCUAUUUGUAAAGGACUUGUAGGCACUACAGAAAAGAAAGCAAAGAUGAACAAAGAAACAGCAAAAAGCACUUUGAGGAGAAGUCAGAAUGUAAAGGAACUGCAGCCGUUAUUGGAGCAGGCUUUACUUGAUCAGCUUGAAGCCAUGGUCAAAGCCGAUACAAGUGGGCUUUCCAAGGCGAAAGUGGGUUCUGGACGAGAGAAGAAACAUUUCCCCAAAUUUCAGCGGAUUCGAGAAAAACUCGCCCAGACUCUUGGUUUGAGGCUGAAAGGGAGAACUGAUUUAGCUCCUGAGCAGCACAUGCGAUCCAGAUGGCCUUUUUCAGAGACCCGUGUGAGAAGCCUACCGAGCAAUUUUGCCUCCAGUGUGGCACACGUGGUGUCCAGACUUGGCCUUUCCCAAAGCAGAACAUCUUCAUUCAGCUCAGAGGAUGACUCGGAAGAGGAGUCCUCAAUGCAGAGGCCCAGGGCAGUGGCAAUCAGCCCGAGAAGGCCUGCCACACUGCCUGCCGACAGUGACUCCGAGUGGAUAGAUGGGAGCAACAUGGAAGAGACCAGCCAACAGCAAGUAGGGCUCAACAAGCACUCCUCCCAGAAUAGAGAGAUUUCUCAGGGUGAACUGAUCACGGACUUGAUGAGGAACCUUGAGAGGCUCUUUGCAGAAUGCAGCGCGAUGAAACCAGAGGAUGGAGAAGAUGUUUUAUACAGUAAAAACAAUGUGCAGCAAAAACGUGAGGAUUCUGAGAAGGAUGAUGAUGAUGAUGAUGACGACGGUGAUGGUGAUGAUGACGACGAUGAUGAUUUGGAUUCCUGCUCUUUAGAGGACAACCCACUGUUAAACAAACCUGCUCCUUUGACAAAAAUCUUGGAUUCCAUGAGUACCAGUAUCUAGGGUUCUUUAACAGCUCACAAAAAUGUGCCCUGGAGUCUUUCUCUUUAGCUACCUUCUUUAAAUAGUUUUUUAAUAGUAUAAAGCUGUUAGUUUAAUUGUAUUUUUUCAGACUGAUGAAACCCCUGUUAAAAAAAGGGGGAAUGCUUACAACCAGGGUGACAAAUGAUACAAUAGUUAGGACUUCUGAGCUAAUUUUUUCUGUUUCAGCCCAACUGUUGCACUACUGUAGUACCCUUGAGCAAGGUACUUAUUAUUGAACUGCUCCAGUAAAUUAGUGAGCUCUGCAAAUCGGUUAAUGAAAUGUCUAAGUUGCUUUGGAUGAAAACUUGCUAAGAUGCAGGUUCUUUCCUUACUUAAAUUGAAUCAUGUUCAAUUUGUGAUUUUGUUAUUAUAUGUGAACAUGAUAUUUAAUAAGUUCUAUAUGCCUCAUUUUGUAUCCCCAAAGGUUUAAAUGAUGCAAAGGCGUGAGACACCAUGAAGAGCCCAGUGACACUCAGGGACUUUUUUGACUCUGAUGAGAAAUCAUGAAGAACAGAAUUAUAAUUGCUAGGCACCCAAAAUGUUUAUAAUAAAAAUAAUUGUUCACUGUGUUCAAAUGUUGAUGGAAACGUUUCUUUGUGAUUUCUUAAUACAGUAUCAAAUUACAGGAAAAUACUUCGCAUUUUCGAUGCAACACUUCACACGUGUUUUUUUCUACCUGUACUUGUCAGAAGAUGCAUAUUUUUGUAAUGCAUUUUACAAAAAUAGUAAAUUAGCAAUGUUAAAAUCUUUCUAGAAAAUAUUUAUUCUGUUUCUUCAUAAAGAAAUAUCUCGAGCCAGAUCUUCUUGCUGCAAAUAUUGCUUUGCUUUCAGUGUUAUACUGUUACGUUGUUCUGUACCCCCCCCCCCCACACACACACACACACACACACACACACAC
Molecule: messenger RNA, 2933 nt
Organism: Scleropages formosus (Asian bonytongue)
Lineage: Eukaryota; Metazoa; Chordata; Actinopteri; Osteoglossiformes; Osteoglossidae
Product: zinc finger protein Dzip1-like
Exons: 10
Coding region: 635-2014 (459 amino acids)
Biological process (GO): cilium assembly
Cellular component (GO): cytoplasm; ciliary basal body
Source: RefSeq, a predicted model, not a curated record